GGAGGUUGGGCUGCUAGAGCUUCGAGCGUGGGGGCCAGCCGCCUUUUCGGUCCCCCGGACCACGAGGGGAGGCAUGGCGGAGCGGACGAGGCUGGCCUGGUAGCUGCCGGCUGGGCCAUCCUGUGGAGAAACCAAGGGAAGAUGUUUUAUCGGUUACGCUACUUUCGCUUUUCUAAAUCAAGAAUCGGUAGGUAAGUCAGUAAAUUUUGGUUACUGAACGCAAAUCAGAAGGGGAUUCCUGGAUCGUUAACCGAAGACGGCCUCCGUUUCAAGCCUUGUUCUUCAGCGCGACAGGUGCGGUGCUGUCGGGUGAAAACCAAGCUCAGGAUUUCCAGGUGAGAGCAUCGGAAACGUCCAGCCGGGUCAGGAUGCCAGGCUGCCCGCUGCUCAGGUCUUGACAGUUGGUGGAUGACACUGCUUAGAACGUGUCUAACCCAUGGUGCGAAGCCCUUGCGCUGCCCCGGCAUCCACAGGUUGGAUUUGCUGGGGAAUCAGUGCGCCUUAACGUCUGUUUCUGGAUCAGCGGCCCAUGACCUUAUCUAAAUUCCUUUUUAUCUGCCUCCACAAAACGUUGCGGCAACGGAUUCCAGAUUUUACAUUGUCUGUUGUGUAAAGGAAAUGUUUUCAUUUGUGUUAAGCAGGAUUAAGAGUUAUCUCUCUGAAGCACAGAACAUACAGGAUGUUAAGCAUGUGUAGCAUUACAAAAGUAGUGUAAAGGUAAGUACGUAAGUUUCAGGACAAAAAAAUUAAGUUGUGCAAUACAGAAUUCCUCACAUAUGUCUCUGGCUUUUAUGCUUAGUAAGGAAGGAGGCUUCAGAUAUCCAAUAUAUGUCACUUUUGCCUAUAAAAUGAUAGAACGUUUACAUUUAAGAAUUCUUUUAGCUCAACACAGCUUCUGGUAUUCCUUUCUGGUAUUCUGUUCUGCUGCAAAAAAAAGCCAAUACACAAAAUGUUGUAAUUUUUUUUCCUUUUCCUUCAGGUUUCAAUGGAUUUUACAAGUCCCCCGCUAUCUUUAAAAGAUGAUGGUUUUGUGAGUAUUUCCUCAUGUGCUGCCUGGAAAAAAAAAUCUGUAUUUGACAACAGUAUUUCUGAAUGACGAGUAUGGCAACCCCUGACCCUUUUGGCACAUCAAAAGAUGAGAUGGAAAGACUUGAGGGAGAACUGAAGAAAUGGAAGGAAAGAGUUGAAAAAGCUGAAAAAGCAAAAGCUGACCUUUUUCUCUGUAAAUUAAGUGCUGAUGAAGAGUGUGUUAAAGCAGAGGAGGAGCUGAUAAAGCUAAAGAACUUUCAAGAGAAAGGGCAUAAGAACAUAAUUAUGUCUAGGGACACCCAUGAGAGAGAACUCCAUGUACUAAUUGAAGAAAACGCUGAGCUGAAAAGAGAGAUUAAAAAGCUCAAAGAAGACCUUGCAAAAUGUAGUUCAGGGCUUUCGCAGGAUGGUCAGAUUAAAAAAAAGGUAGCAGAAAUGAAAAUGAAGUUCAGUCACAUGGAAGAAAUGAAGAAUGACUAUGCAGAUAUGAAUACUCACUGUGUUUUUGGUGUAACUACAAAACUCCCAUUCAGACUGAAUCAAAACCAGGCACUGCUUACUUUUGAAGAUGAAGAAGUUGCCCAGAGACUGGUAAAAAUGGGUAAGCAUGCUGUGAACCUGGACAGCAAAAUAGCAGAUGUGAGAGUGAAGCCUUUUACACUUGAAAUGGGAGUCAAGUUUGAGCUUCAUGUUACUAUUUCUGGAAAGAAGAUCAAUGUUUCAGAAGUACCUGAGCUAUCCAUUCCUGAAGACUGGAUGAGAGACAAAUUAGAGCUGAAUUUCUACAAAUCUGAAGAGGGAGGACGAGAAGUAGAAAAUGUGAACUAUGACAAGCAGUCUAGAACAGCUGUUAUUACAUUCCUCAGACCUGGAGCAGCUAAUGGCUUGGCGAGAUGUACUAAAUAUCCUUUCUUUGUAAACGGAAGGUGCUAUGGGCUUUCUGUUUCCCCAAACACUGACGUACACUUGGAAAAGUUUCAGCUCUAUUGUGGGGUUUCUAAGAAGACCAUUCUGUUGAAAAGAAUUGAAGAGACGGAAGAUGACGAGGAAAGUGUACAGGACAUGAUUGAAAUUCAUUUUCAAAAGCCUAGUAAUAGUGGUGGGGAAAUAGAGAAAAUCAAAUAUGUAUCGAAAGGUGUAACAUGGGUUUGGUUUGAGGAGGAUACUUAGAAUGUAGGAAAUUGUAGGUUGAACUCAUGAAGCUCUGAGGUUUUGCUUCAUGAGAGGCAUAGGAAGUUACGGAGACAUUGUGCUUUAAUGUUCUGAAAUUACACUUGAAAAAGAGGAACUACCUGUCAUUCUGAUUUGUGUAAUGACACAGACUUUGCAUGGAAAUUCAGUAAAACUCACUGCUUGGCGUUCCAGAGGUUCCUAAUUAAAGUCGUAGAAAAAGUCUUUACCAGCACUUGAAACUUAAUCUAAGAUGGCUUUCUGCAAAUUUGCAGAUUUUGUAUCUUGCAAAUCUUAGAUAGGUCACAUACUCCAAAGUGGGAUAAAUCUAUUCCUUCUUACAUUUUGGUUACAAAAGCCAUAUGUAAUCUCAAUCAAAAGCAUCUUCACGGACCUGCAUUUUUUAAAGUGCCACAGUUUCAGAAGGUAGCUCAGACAGAACUCCAGUCCUGCUGAGACUGCUGUGUGCCACCAUAACUCAAAUACCUGAAAAGAGUUAUGCUGUAAUUUCAUAAUAUCCACAUUAUCAAAUUCUUCAUAAAAUUAAAAUAUAAAAAGGGAGAGUGCAAAACCACCACAGAUUUACUCAGGAAAUAGUGCCUAUAAGGCAGUUCUUAUAAAGAAAUGACAUAGCAGUAAUGCUGCUUUUAUCUGUCGCAAUGCUCUUACUUCUCUUAGGAUCUGAUGCAAAUUCUGCUGAGCUUCCACUAAGUUAAUAGCCUGGUUUAUUUGGUUUUGAUACUUGUUUCUACAGUUACAUUUUUCCU
Messenger RNA from Haliaeetus leucocephalus (bald eagle), 2966 nucleotides. RefSeq names its product N-myc (and STAT) interactor (gene NMI). The record is from RefSeq and is a predicted model, not a curated record. Lineage: Eukaryota; Metazoa; Chordata; Aves; Accipitriformes; Accipitridae. The transcript has 9 exons. The coding region runs from base 1093 to 2199 and encodes 368 amino acids. Gene Ontology annotation, cellular component: cytoplasm.